Messenger RNA from Alligator mississippiensis (American alligator), 11382 nucleotides. It is a transcript of the gene ARHGAP32, whose product is annotated as Rho GTPase activating protein 32. Gene Ontology annotation, molecular function: phosphatidylinositol phosphate binding; protein binding; GTPase activator activity. Gene Ontology annotation, cellular component: Golgi apparatus; nucleoplasm; actin cytoskeleton. NCBI's taxonomy places the organism in Eukaryota, Metazoa, Chordata, Crocodylia, Alligatoridae. The record is from RefSeq and is a predicted model, not a curated record. The transcript is spliced from 26 exons. Gene Ontology annotation, biological process: small GTPase-mediated signal transduction. The coding region runs from base 258 to 6485 and encodes 2075 amino acids.
GUCGCGGGUCGUGGGCGGCGGAUGGCGAGCCCGUGAUGUGGCCUUGCCCGGAGCCGACGUCUGUGGGUCCGUGCGGCUGGUGGAGUCUUCUAACUGAAGAGAUCGUCACCUAACCGUAACCUCCCUGGGCUAAUGCUUUGAGCACUACCUUCAUUUCACCAUUUUGGAAGGUCCCUCUUUGACUUCGGACCCAGUCCCAAGAAAAACUGGACUUCUCCAGCAUCAAAUACAGACUUUUCUUUCAAGAUCAACAUAAAAUGAUGAAGUCCUCUGUACACGCAGAAGAAGAUGACUUUGUGCCAGAGCUUCAGAGGAGCAUUCAUCCCCGUGAGAGACCAGAUUGGGAAGAGACCCUCAGUGCAAUGGCAAGAGGCGCAGAUAUCCCAGAUAUUACAGGGGAGCUGCCACUUCGGACAUGUGGCAGCACAGCCAGCAUGAAAGUGAAGAAUGUGAAAAAAUACACCCACCCAGGACUGAUGGGCUGUGAUGCCUUUCACAGGUUAUCCUUUACUAAGGGCCACUUCCCGAAGAUGGCUGAGUGCGCACACUUCCAUUAUGAGAAUGUGGACUUUGGCAACAUACAGCUCUCACUCCCAGAGGAACAGAAUGAAGUAACAAGAAACGGCUGCGAAUCCAAGGAACUAGUCUACCUUGUGCAAAUCUCGUGUCAGGGCAGAAGCUGGAUUGUAAAGCGGAGUUAUGAAGACUUCAGAGUACUUGACAAACAUCUCCACCUGUGUAUUUAUGACCGGCGCUUCUCCCAGCUCUCAGAGCUACCCCGCUCCGAUGCCCUGAAGGACAGUCCAGAGCUGGUCACCCAGAUGCUGAUGGCUUAUCUGUCACGGCUCUCGGCCAUUGCAGGCAACAAGAUCAACUGUGGGCCUGCUCUCACAUGGAUGGAGAUUGAUAACAAGGGGAAUCAUCUCCUAGUCCAUGAAGAAUCGUCCAUUAACGUUCCUGCCAUUGCUGCUGCCCAUGUUAUUAAGAGAUACAUUGCUCAAGCAGCAGAUGAACUGUCCUUUGAGGUGGGAGACAUUGUGUCUGUUAUCGACAUGCCUCCAAAGGAGUUGACCACGUGGUGGAGAGGCAAACAUGGAUUUCAGGUGGGAUUCUUUCCUAGCGAGUGUGUUGAACUAAUUAACGACAAAGUUCCUCAAUCUGUGACUAACUCAGUGCCAAAACCAGUCUCCCCUGCCCAUGGAGCCCGUCCAGCGUCUUGGAGCUACUUCCCCCCUUUGUCAAAAAAGCACGGCAAGCUCAUCACCUUCCUGCGUACCUUCAUGAAGUCUCGCCCAACAAAGCAGAAACUGAAACAGCGCGGGAUCCUGAAGGAGAGAGUGUUUGGCUGUGACCUGGGAGAGCAUCUCCUCAACUCGGGCCAUGAUGUCCCCCAGGUCCUCAAAAGCUGUACUGAAUUCAUUGAGAAACAUGGCAUUGUGGAUGGAAUUUAUCGUCUCUCUGGGAUUGCAUCCAACAUCCAGAAACUACGCCACGAGUUUGACUCUGAGCAGAUCCCCGACUUGACUAAAGAUAUUUACAUCCAAGAUAUCCAUUGCGUGGGCUCCCUCUGUAAGCUCUACUUCCGGGAGCUCCCGAAUCCCCUGCUCACGUAUCAGCUCUAUGAGAAGUUCUCAGAUGCUGUUUCUGCUGCUACAGAUGAAGAACGAUUGGUUAAAAUUCACGAUGUCAUCCAGCAACUGCCUCCACCUCACUACAGGACACUGGAGUUCCUAAUGAGGCACUUGGCUCGUCUAGCUGAUUAUUGUUCCAUCACGAAUAUGCACACCAAGAACUUAGCAAUUGUCUGGGCACCAAACCUCCUAAGGUCAAAGCAGAUCGAGUCUGCCUGCUUCAGUGGAACAGCUGCCUUCAUGGAGGUGCGAAUCCAGUCGGUGGUUGUGGAGUUCAUCCUGAAUCACGUAGAUGUCCUCUUCAGUUCCAAACUCAGCUCAGUCAUACGAGAUGGGGCAGGUCACAGCUCCUUAUCGCGGCCCAAAUCGCUGCUGGUGUCAUCUCCCUCUACCAAGCUGCUCACGCUGGAGGAGGCCCAAGCACGGACGCAAGCCCAGAUCAACUCCCCUAUUGUGGCAGACAGCAAAUACAUCGAAGUAGGAGAAGGCCCCGCAGCUCUGCAGGGGAAAUUCCACACGGUCAUAGACUUCCCAGCUGAAAGAAAAAGACCACCCAACAAGAUGAAGAAGUCCCCAGUGGGUAGCUGGCGCUCCUUCUUCAACCUGGGCAAAUCGUCUUCUGUGUCCAAGCGCAAGCUGCAGCGCAACCCAAGUGAGCCCUCCGAGAUGAAAGCCAUCGCCCUGGCUGGUGGAAGAGGAGAUAGCGGAACGCUCCGCUCGGCUAAAAGUGAGGAGUCUCUCACUUCUUUGCAUGCUGUUGAUGGUGAAUCCAAGCUGUUCCGGCCCAGAAGACCCCGAUCCAGCAGUGAUGCAUUGUCCGCUUCCUUUAACGGGGAACUCCUGGGAAACAUGAACCGCUGCAAUUCCUAUGAUAAUUUGCCCCAUGAUGAGAGUGAUGGGGAUGAGGGACUGAUUCAUGUUCCUGCCCUCAUCUCUCCUCGAUCUGCUGAAGAUGUUGACCUGAGCCCACCAGAGAUUGGAGUAGCCAGCCUGGAUUUUGACCCCAUGUCUUUUCAGUGUAGCCCACCCCAGGCAGAGUCCGAGUGCCUGGAUAGCAGUACUUCCAUGCUGGAGUCGGUGGGCAUCAGCAAGGACAAGCCAAGCGCAGGGAAGAGGGAUUUGGAGUCUGGCAGUCAGUCUCAGACCCCUGGCAGUGCCACAAGCUCUGAACCAGUCUCCCCACUCCAAGAGAAGAUGAGCCCCUUCUUCACGCUGGACAUGAGCCCAACCGAGGAGAAGGCCUGUAAGCCUCUCUCAUUCUCUGAGAAAGUUGUCCAUGCCUUCUCACCUAAACUGGGGCGAAAGCCACUCAAGUCUCCACCGCUGACUAUAUCAGAGCCAGUGUCAUUUACACUGCCCAGCCGGGUGUCAGAAGUGAUUGGAGGGGUGCCCCACACAGCAGGGAACACCACUUCUCCAAACUGGAGCAAGGGGAUCAGCAUCAAUGAAGCCACCAACAGGUCUCCGACCCAGAUAUCCUUGCCACUGAAAGCCUGCGAGAUGGGAGCAAAUGAAGGAUGCCAUCCAGAGGUCCGCACCCAAGUGGCUGCCGGUAAACCGGAGUUGCCAGAUGAAGGGGCAAAACCGAUGCCAGUCAGUCAGAAUAAGACUGCACCCUCAGGACACACUCAGCCAGGAGCAGUUGCCCUCGACUCCCCUCAGGAUCCUGUUCCUGUCAGUUCUGUGUCUCUGAUCCCUCCUCCUCCUCCAAAAAAUGCAGCGCGUAUGCUAGCCCUAGCAUUAGUCGAGUCUGCACAGCAGGCUUCUGCUCAAUCCCAGAAGAAGCCAGGGGAGGCUCAUUCUGACUGUGCAAAUUAUGGAGAGACUGAAACUGGCACAGCUCUAGAAAAGCUCCACCUCUGUGCUGGUGCUGCCCCCGACAAGCUGCAUCUUUACGCUGGUGUGGCUGAGAACAGGCUCCACUUCCAGACUGGUGCAUCCGGAGAUCGCUUCCAGAAUGGGGCACCGGUAGACAAGGAUCUCCACAGUAGCGGCACACCUGGGGAUCACAACCAUUUGCAUUUAGGCACAUCUGGAAACCAAGACCAGCACUCGCACCUCCAUACCAGCAUGCCUGGGGAUGCACCUAGUGGCAAAGACACAGAACGGGACCACUCCACCUUCCAUACUGUAAUGGGGGACAAGGAUCACUUCCCCUCCCAGCUCAGGGAUCGGGACCAGGUUCACCCCCAUUUAGGUAUACUACUUGACCAGGAACCAUCUGCAACAGAUGUGCCUACAGACAAGUCCCAUCUACGUACCUGCAUACCUGUGGACAAAAACCACAUCCCGAGCUGCACAGCUGAAGACAGAUUUCAGCUUUCUUCUGUAACUGGAGAGAAUAUCACCAUGGCUACAGUGACAUAUGUUACAACUAUCCAGACCCCAGCAACCACAGCAGGUCAUGGAACAGCUGGUCAGCUUGCUGGUGUUGAACCCACCACGCAGGCAGACAUCAUUGUCACCACGACUCAGCGCACUCUAACAACCAGCCAAGCAGUUUUAUCUCAGAGGCCAGGAGACCACCAGCCGGCAAUGGGACAAGUUCCAGCAGCAACCACUAAAGGACCAAGUAGUUCCAACCAUGUACGUGGAGCACUAGCUCCAGAAAAGCCGCCUGAGCCUCGAGUAGCUGAGCCUGCUCCCAUUUUCGUCACCGAAAGCAGCUGCGCUCCCCGGUGUACCUCGUCCACUCCCGUGUCCUACCAGGCCCACUUAGAAAAGUCUCGGGAGAACACAAGGGCUCCUGCUUUGCACCUUCGGUCUGAAUCAGUCCCUGGUCACUCCUCCUAUGGCUUCACACCCCCAGUUCCACCUGUGAGAACGCUGGAGAGUAAAAUUGCUGCAGCCAUGCACUCCAACAGCGCUGAUGCUGUCAACAACUCCAACUACCAUUCCUUCCUGGUUUCCUCCAUGCUGCCUUCCUCUGUGGAGGAUGCCUUGCCACCGCCUCCCCCACCCAAGCAUGCCUCUCUGCAGUCUCUGUAUCUCGCCCAUUCCAAGUCAGAGAGUGCCCCCGAGCCCCCCGCCCCCGAGAACUACCUGCACCACAAGCCAGCUUCCAUCCACCAGUACAGACCUGAGAGCGUCCCACCACAUGUCUCAUACCACAGCAAGUCCGACCAGCACCAAGCCUAUGCCUCUAGGUCAGAAACCCCUACAUCCAUGGGCCCCCGGUAUAACACCUAUGCCACUCAAGGGAAGAGCACCUCAGCCCUUCACUCCAAGCCUCGGAGCCGGGCUGAAUUCAUGUCCUCCAUGAGCCCUACCACCAUGCAUAGCACCAGCUACACUGAGGAGGCUCCUCCCUACCCCACUAUCAGGAGGGUGCAAUCGCUGCACGUCCCUACCCCGUCUGCCUCCACUGCCACUAUCCGCUCCGUGCCCAUUUCACGGACAGAGGUGCCACCUGAUGACGAGGCAGCGUAUUGUCCACGGCCCCUCUAUCAGUACAAGCCAUACCAGCCCCACUCGGAUUAUCAUGUCACUCAGCUGCAGCCAUACUUUGAGAAUGGGCGCGUGCAUUACAGGUAUAGCCCUUAUUCAAGCUCUUCUGGCUCCCCCUACUACACUGCAGCAGACGGGAGCUUCUACGACCUGGACCCUUACAGCACCAUGCGACUCAGGCAGUUCCACCCCCUUCCUAGCCGAGACUUUGCCUCGUACACCUCCAGGCUUCAGAGCAAGACUCUGUACCGUAAUCCCGGCCUGCCUGCCUACCCUCGGGGCGGCCUCAUCGGCCACCUGGCAGGGAAAGAGCACAGCUUUAUUAGCAGAGAUGUGCCCCCUGCCCCAGACAUCAAGCACGUGUACAUGUCGUGGGACCUGGAGGACAUGGAGAAAUACCGCAUGCAGUCCAUUCGCCGCGAGAGCCGCACGCGUCAGAAAGUGAAAGGGCCGGUGAUGUCCCAGUAUGACAAUGUGGGCCCACUGCUGCCAGAGGAACUGGGGGGGCUGGACGUCAUCCACCUGCGCAGCAAAUCAGAUCCUGGGAAAACUGGUCUCCUGACUGUGGCUGAAGGGAAAGAAGGGAGGUACCCAGCCAAGGCAGCCACCCCCGACGGGGAGGAGCGCUACUACGUGCAGCAUGUGGAGCCAGAGCCUGACCGAGCUCACUACCAUGGGGCCUAUGGGAACGGGCAGGUGGAGAAGCCUUCCCUUCCUCAGAAGCAGAGCAGCAUUAGGAGCAGAAAGUUGCAUGAGACGGGCUGCAGCGCCAACGAGCACAGGACGCACCUGCAGCAGGAAGCAAGCCAUAGGCAGACCUCAGAAUCCAAAAACGGCCCUCCUUAUCCGGACUACCGGCCAAAGGGUGGGCAGGAGCCCUGCUCUGAGCCCUUGAGCUACCAGCACUCAGGUGGGAAGUACAUCACAUCUAGCCAGGAGACCCUGAGGCUGAACCACAAGGAGAUGAGGGGUGCAGAGGACAGACCAGAUUUGGAAAGGCCUCGAGCCAGGCAGACCGCUCCUAUGGAGAAACACCCCAGAGACUGCUAUAAAGAGGAAGAGCACCAUGCCCCCCCCGUGGCGCCACCCCCCAAGCCAGAGCGGAGCCACAGCCUCCGAAUGCAGCACCCAGAGAGUAUAGAGAGGGACCCUGCCCUCCUCUACCCAUACCAAACCCUUGGCAAACGCCAAAGCACUAUGACAGUGGUGUCCCAGUACGAUAACCUGGAGGAUUACCAUAACAUGCCUCAGCACCAAAGAGGGGGCUAUGUCGGAGGAGGGGGCUUUGCACCCCCCAGCUUUCCCCAUUCGCACAGUCGGACUUAUGCCACAGCCUUGGGCCAGGGGGCCUUCCUCCCCACAGAUCUAUGUCUGCAGAGGCCCGAGACAGAGGUGCAUGCCGAGUGAGCUGGGGGAAGGAGGGAUAGAGUCUUAGCAGCCUCUGCUGGACAGUGGACUGUUCUAUUUUUUCAGUGACAAAAAAAAAAAACACAAAAAAACCCAACCCUGCCCCAAUGAGCAAAAGCAAACCCUGCCCCCAGCCCAUCACUAACUGUUUUUAUGUAGUAGAGGUACAGCUUUUUCCAUGUAGUUUGAGAGGUUGGCAUGAUCCUGCAGGCUGCUGGCAUGUAAAGAGACAACCCAGUCACGAGGGCAGACCUGAGGCAUGGUGGGGAAGGGGCCAAGGGUUUUUCCUCCCCUGGUCUGACGUUACUUGGCUGCCAUAGCACUCUCGCUACCCCCGCCAUCAUCUGGUGCAUGAGGUGCUGGUGUAUGCAGCAAUUCUGGUAAAUCUGGAACAAAUGAGGUCACGUUCCCAGCUGCUGGCCUCAGAGGAGUAGUUUGAAUGAUGCAUGCUGGGGCGGCCUCUGUCCUGACCCCUGUCAGGUGAAGCAGCAAAUCAGUCGUGUGCUAAAAGCUGUGGGGAAAGAGCAGCUUGUUCCCUUGCAGACGAUUCCUGAUGCUCUAGUGGGCUUAAUCCCAGCAUUUGGAAGCAAACAGGAGUCUCUCCGCUGACUUCAGCAAGUGGGAUCGGUCCCAGAUGAAGGCAAGUGCUAUUGUAGGAUACAGGGGAGGGCGUUUAAAGACUCACUUGACAAGCUGCUUCUGACCACAGAAAGGAUUUCUGCAGGAACUCAAGUAUCCAUGUUAAUCUCCCUAUUGACAAUGGAGACCAGCUUUGGUAGCUGGGGGGAGGCAGGUCUGUGUUUCUAACAUUGAAAGGAAAAACUCACACCCACCGCCACACCCAGCCCUUGAGAACAACACAUGAAUUUCACGAUUCCUCUUUACUGAUAGACUAAGGUCCAGACUAUUUAAUUCCAAGGGGUGGCUGGCCAUAUAAUGCCAUCCCUUUACAAUGUCACCAUAGGAUUAUGUCCAGCUUGUAAAGUAGAGCACAGGUUACCAGCUGGGAAUGACUAUAUAAGCACCAAGUUAGCUGCAUGACCAGGUAUUUGCUCUGGGCCAAAUCCCACAGUCCCUAGUUCAGGGAAGACUCCCACUGACUCUGGGAUAUGGCCUUCCAUAUCUAUAGUACUGCAUUACCAAGGGAACCCCUGUGAAGUUGCUGCAAGUACAGAGUAGUUACACGCUAUCUGUGCACUGUGAAAUAGUAUUGCCUCUGUUGUUGCAAGUGUAGUUCACACCAGUAUCCAGGCCAUCAGUGGGGACUAAAGGGCCAGUACACCUCUAUAAAACACUCCAGCAAUGUUGCCCUGUGUAUUUAAAGAGCUUUCUGUGUUGUAAAAGAAGCAAUGUCUGAUCUGCAGCCGCUUGAAUUCCCAAGACUCAAAAGUCGCUGCAACCCCCCAUCUAAGACACACGCAUUGUGUUAACCAGGGCUUUCUAGCAGCACCUGAAUUGUAGGAGUUUUAACGUGCUAUGACAGCGGGGCCUUUCCUUGUUCUGCUUGGUCAAAAAUGGCACUACUUACUUUGGACCUCCAAGGUGUUGUGUCCUUUUUAAGAAAACCCACCCAUAGGUUUUCUUAAAGGUCCCACAGCUGGUGCAUAGCUCACACUGGAUCUUUAGACAAAAGAGUUCAUUGCUAUUUUCGGCUUUUAAGAAGUAAUAAGAACUUACCACAUCUCAGAGGAACACCCCAUGGCUAGUAGCUAACCAGUCAUUAGCCAUUUGUUUCCUUUUAAUCUUGUUGCCUUGUUUGGGCCUGUUUCAUUAAUGGGACCUUGUUAGUCCUAUUUUGUUGUGUGAUGCAUUGUUUUAAAGAUUGUUUUUUUCAUACAUAGAGUUGUUCUUAAGUGUUAUGGAAAUAAAUCUGGUGAGGAAACAACGAACACUGUGAUCCAGGUUACCAUGAUCCCAUUCACCCUGUGAGUAACUCAAGAAGUGGGAUUUGAGGGUGGGCAGGGGGGAGGGGGCUGCUAAAAGGAAAAAGCAUGGAAAGGGUCUUUAGAUGGAGGCAUGGACUAUGUUGGUUGUGGACCACCUGGUCUGUGCUACUAGCUAGUAAAGGCUGAACCCCUCUUCCAACUUUUCUGAUGGAGUUUGCCUAUAUCGUACACAGGCUCUGUAGAGGUAUACUUAUAUUUUAAAGAUGUUGGUGGAUGAGGGCUAACAUUACCAUUCCCCACAGCUGCCAUCUGGCUGCUGCUUUACGUUCAGCCUCCCUUGUUCUGGAGUUGAGGCAAGAACAAAUGCAUUUGGUUCAGGCUCUUUGGGAUUCAGGUAAUGAGGGCUGCAGGUCAAACCUCUCUCCAUGAAAGCCUUAAUUCUCCCUCCUAACCUCUUGGUAUUAGCCUUAUAUGACCAGGACUGUCCCCUGGUGAGAGAGCCCCACUGAGCUCCCUCUAGUUCUGUAAAUGCCUCUCAAUUUGCCUGCAGUCAUCACGUGACUUGAAGCCAGUCUUCUCCCGUAGUGUAUAAAGCUCCAGACCAUUUCCCUGACUUACGAACAACAGCAACAAGAGACAGGGCCAGGGAUUUUGAGCCUGCUUAGCAGUUCACAGCACUAACCUCUGCACUUGAGAGAGGCCCAACAUGUGCCUGGUGCUGAUCACUCUCUACCACCAUUGACUUCAGUGGGUAUCGAGGGCUCCUAGCACUUUGCAGGCCUCAGGCCAUACAAUGUGCAGCUGCCCUACUGGCUAGGAUACACUUCACUCAUAAAGUGUUGCUCACAGAAAUGGAAACAAGCCCUGUGGAGACCAGAAAGCGCUCUGUCCUGGUCCAGAGAUCUUAGUUAUUUAGCUGCUUCCAUUUCUUCUUCCCAGCCAUAACAGCAUGUGAGCAGAGGUCUGCUAGCCCUGCCUGUGUUCAGCAUUGGGUGAAGACCCCUGAAGCAAUAGGCUCAGGAAGCCUGGACCAAGCCCCCUUCCUUGAAAGGACGACCAGCUGCUCAAGCCAUUCUUAAACCCUGCACCCCAGCCCCACAAGAAAGCCAUAUAGUGAACUAUGCAGUUCUGCUCUGGACCUGUGGUUAGUGUUGGAUCUUGAUGCCCCUUAGGAAAUGGGUCCCCUUCCCCGUUGAUUAAAGAUCAAGGUACUUGGUGUCUGCCCUGCCAGACCUGGAAAAAUUCCCAGUAUUCAGGGAAAUAGGAGUCCUGUGCGGGCAGCUGAAGGGGGGAAAUAGUUUAGCUGGCUACCGCUCAUCCCCAUUGUUUUCUAAAAGGUCCCAUCUAGCCCUGGGCUAGGCAGGAACUGGGUAUGGCAUACGGUAGGGCACACAGGAGAAAGCUCUGCUUUCUGUCAGCAAAUGGGACUUGGAGGGAGACCUCUGCUAGGGAGGAACAGUGAGGAAGACAGUGCAUCAACAAGCGCCAAUCUGCUCAGCUGUAGGAGCCCUAUUGUCUGACCACAUCUCCAGCAAGGGGACACGAGCAGCUCCAGGACUGACAUAAAAGGUCUCCAAUACAUGGGUUAUUUACUGCCUGCAUUUUAGUUCCCACUUGCUGCAUUUUUCAGCUGAAAUUCUCUCUACCUCACAUAAGAGGUAGGGCCCAAUUCUGCUCUGGGUUUGUACCCCCAACUUUGGAGCAGCAUUUGGCCCAGAAAGCAAUCUUGCCCCAUGGGGAUAGAUGUCAAGAUGGGCCCUGUAGAGUCUCUUUUAGUUUCAACUUUCAUUUUUUUUAAGAAAAAAAAAAAAGUCUGAUCAGGUUAAAAUGUAUAUGCAUAUAUGACAGGAAAAUACUUUGUGCCUAUGUCUUUACAGAGGUAAUGGGUUUACGCUUAUCAGUUGGGAGGAGGCCAGUGAGGAUUGCACAGCCGUAGCUAAUUGCUACACAAAACCAAAACCAACUUGAAAAUGUAUUGUUCCCCUUCACCUACGGAAAGGAGAGCCCCUUGUGAGUUCCCUGCCAUCCGUCCCAUCAGUCUCUUGACAAAGCAUUGACUGAAGCAGCGUGUUACAUGUCAGAGGAUGCAAAAUUGUGGUUUUGACUUUUCUUGUUUAAACGCACAGACACGCACACAAACACACAAAAAAGGUGGCUUAGGCAUGUGACUUUUUUCCAGACCCUUGUGCUACAGAAGUCUGACGCGAAAGGCAUGGCAUAGUUUAAACAUAUGUGCCCAGUAACCCCAUUGUGCGUGAGAAAUCUUGCAUUGUACAGUUUUAGUGCAAAACAAAAGGACAAGAAAGGGUUGUCUUGCAGUUCACUUCCCUGCUAUAGAAAACAUGAUUUUUCUUGCCUGGAGCCGCAUGAGCGAAGCACCCAGAAAGCCUUGGGUUACCUUCAGAGUUCCCUUCACUUUAAUUUAUAUAGUGUCUUAUUUUUGUGUUCAUUUUUUUUUUUUUUUUUUUUGUGAAUUGGUGUAAAAUGUAUAUGCCGACAAGCUCAUGUAUUUUUAUGUAAAUAUUUUUGUGGUUUCCCACCAACCUUCUCUGUAAAUAUUUAGAUUCUCAUUUUCUUCCCACCGUGUACGAUGCGGAUGUGGUUUUGUUUCUGUUUUUUAUUUGUACUGUAAUGCAAUGAUCCAGACUGAGGUGUCUUGUGGUAUUAAACAAAAAGCAACAGUCCCGCUGAGCUCACACUCAGAUGUACAACUCAACCGCAUUAAUCAAGCCAGGGUAAAACCUACUCCUUUGCGUUCACGUGUGUUUGUGCCUCUGCCUUGUUAAUUAACAAUAACCUAGAAGAAGGACACAGGACAUGGAAACGCUAGCUUAGGAGCCACGCACUCUUGGGGGCCAGAUACCUCAGACGAUGAGGGGGGUGAAGACUGUGCGUGUGCCAAGGCUCCUGUGAACCACUGGCCUUUGGUCCAUCCCAGUGCUUAUCUGUUCAGCUACGCCUGUGGCAUAACUGUUCUGAAAAGAAAACAAAAAUAAAUCAUCCUUGGCUUU